Cladocopium goreaui is the source of this 1550-nucleotide messenger RNA. The record is from the annotation of a GenBank genome assembly. Lineage: Eukaryota; Dinophyceae; Suessiales; Symbiodiniaceae.
UUUUUCUUCAUGCGCUGGCACCUCAUUGGGGGGGCCAGCUGCUGAAAUGGCCGAAGCCGCUGGAAUUGUGAUCUCCGCCUCAGAGCUGCGACGCAUCAAGGAUGCCAUCGGCGUGAGCAAUGUGGGGGAUGCUUCAGAUCCUGCCCAGACCAAGACUCGUGCGCAAGUGUUGCAUGAGAAGUCCCAGGCCCGAGCCAAGACCUGGAACAAUACCUUAGAAGGCAGCCGAAGAAAGAAGGCGGAAGAGAAGAGGAAGAAGUUGGAGAUUGAAGAACUUGAGAGGCAAAAGGUCGAUGCCGAAGAGGCCAAGAUCCAAUUGGACCAGCGCAAGGCGACCAUCGACCGUGCCAACAAGCUUCUUUACGAAGAGUCAGAUCGAAUGAAAUCCUUCCACAGCAAGAUGAUGCUAUGCGAUGUCAUUGCAGAACGCGAGGCGCAAAUGUCGCUGAGAGGGGAGCUGAAGAAGCUCGAACAAAUCAGAGAGGAUCGUUUCUUAGAGAUGGAAAAGCAGAACUAUAGAAAGAUGUUGGAGCGAGAGAUGAAGGAGAAGGAAACCAAGGAGGAGCUCUCCAAAAUCGCUGCCAAAGCCCAGAAGGAGCAGCUGGCGGAAUACAAGGAAAAGCGCUUCCAAGAGGUCGAGGACGCCAUGUUGGAAGGCGAACUCUUGCGGCGGAAGGCCAUCGAGGACCUGGAAGCCGAGAGAGGAGCUGAAAAGAAGCGACGCGACAUGGCCGUCAAGGCGCAGAAAGAGACUCAGAAAGCCAAUGAGUAUCUGAAGCAGAUCAAGGCAGAGGACAUGCUUCGGCAGCAGCAAGAAGAAGAGAAGAUUGAGGAAUACGCCAAGCGUAAAGAGAAGAUGCUGCAACUGAGGAAGCAGAAGGAGGAGGAAGUCUUUCAAUCAAAACAGGCGGCCCGCAACGCGAUGAUCGAUGCGCAGGCCAAGCGGCUCGCUGAGAUGCAGAACAAUGAGGAAGCGCGAGUAGAAGGUGAGGUGAAGAGGAAGGAGGAAAACGAUGAGCGGAAGCGCAUUGCGAAGCUGGAGAUGAUGCAAAGGUGGGAGGAGGACAUACAGAAAAGUCGCCAGGCUCAGAUCCAACGCAAGCAGAAUGCUCGCGCCAGGGAGAAGGCGGAAGAUGCUGAGACAGCCAAGUUCCUGGCUGAGUGGUGCAAGGUCUUGGAUAAGCAGGAGCAAGAAGAGAACCGUCUCAAAGACGAAGCCGCGAAAAAGCUGGCGGAGGAGCACAAGAAGCAGGUUGAACUGAUGAGAAGAAAGAAGAAUGAGGAUAAGGAUGGUGACAAGACCGUGUCUGCUCAUGCGAAGAAGGUCAUUGAGGCAGAUACUCUGGAGUUUCACGCCUACGCGGAGAAAGUCAUUCGUGACUACUCUUCGGAGGGCAAAAAUGUGAUUCCCCUCAUCAAGGAGCUGAGAGACUUCCGCAAGCGCGUAGCGGAAUGAGGUGCUGCGCUCGGCCCUCGGUUGGUGGUAAACUGCCACCUGCUGCACGUCCGGCGCGUCGCACGCAGGGCAUGUGGUCCCUUGGAAUUGCCGA